UUGAAUUACGAAUUUCAAAUGACAGUUAAUGCAUCCCCGCCAAAUACAUCGCUAACUUAGUGGAGGAGGUUUCUGCUGACUUAGUCUACAUUAAUUCUGUCAGCAGCAUCCAAAAUUUGGUUUCCUCCUUACUCUUUCUCUCAAUCUCUCCUCUGUCACAUGCACUUACGCUGCAAAUUCUGAAACAAUUCAUUGGUAGAAUCCAGUGUCACAAACAGUUUCCCAUUAGAGUUUCAAAUAUCCUUUGUUUGAUCUAAGAUCAAGUAAUUGCUGGGAGUAGAACCAAUGGUUUUCCUCUGAUUUUUUAUCCCCCUUUUUCUUUUGGUUAUCAAAACUAGAAAGAUAUGAAAUUGUCAUGGAAAGUAUUAGCCUUCAUGUUAUUUCUGUUUCAUUCCACAAAUCACUUUUGUUUAGCCCAAGAUUACGAUACCGAUCAGUCUGAGCCACAACAACCUACCCUUCCCAAGGGGCACGAUCAUUGUAACGGAAUUUUCCUUUCGUACAAUUUCGUCUCUAGGACAAAAGAAUAUCCGCAUGUGAGGAAUGUUUCAGCUCAAGCCUGGGCCUUUAAAUCCACAGUCACAAUAAUAAACUUGGGAAUACAUGUGCUGCAGGCCUGGAAGAUAUUCAUUGGGUUUCAAUACAACGAGAUAUUAGUUUCAGCAGAUGGAGCAGUUUUAGUGAAUGGUGCGGAUUUUCCAGCUCCUGUUGGCAAUGGAACUUACCUCUCAGGAUAUCCUCAGUCUGAUCUAGAAACAUCGAUCGACACAGCGGGUGAUUUAAACCAAAUUCAGGUGCAAGUUGAAUUGAGUGGCACACAGUUUGGUCUGAGGCCAAAUAUGAUUCCAAUGCCUAAGACGAUGAAACUUGUAAAUGAUGGAUACAAAUGCCCAGCACCGAUUCAUCGCAAGACCUCAAUGUACGUUUGUUGUGUUAGGAACCCAAAAUAUAAGGCUGAAGAAACAAAAACAAAGUUCUUGCCACGCCAAAAAGGUGACCUUUUGAUUUCUUAUGAUGUUACUCAAGCCUAUGGAAAUAACUACCUUGCUCAGGUGACGAUAGAGAACAACAACCCUUUGGGGCGUCUUGAUCAUUGGAACUUGACUUGGGAGUGGAUGAGAGGGGAAUUUAUAUACUCAAUGAAAGGAGCUUAUGUGCGGGAAGUGGACUCUAGAGGCUGUCUGUAUGGCCUGGCAGGGCAAUACUACCAAGAAAUGGAUUUUUCUAAAGUUUUGAACUGCCAGAAAAAGCCUAUCAUUUUUGACUUGCCUGCGGAGAAAGCAAAUGACACCGAGUUGGGAAAGAUACCGAAUUGUUGCAGAAAUGGCACGCUUUUGCCAGUCACCAUGGAUGGAAGCAAAUCCAAAUCAGUUUUCCAAGUGCAAGUUUUCAAAAUUCCACCUGAUUUGAACAGAACAGCUAUAUACCCUCCUCAAAAGUGGAAAAUUGUAGGAGUUCUUAAUCCAGAUUACAAAUGUGGACCCCCGAUAAGGGUGGAUCCUACACAGUUCCCCGAUCCCAAUGGACUUCAAGCUAUAAAAAUUGCACUUGCAAGCUGGCAAGUGGUUUGCAACAUCUCACGGCCAACGAAAGGCAAUUUUAGAUGUUGUGUAUCCUUCUCAGCUUAUUAUAAUGAGUCUGUUAUACCUUGCGACACUUGUGCGUGUGGUUGUGAAGACGCAGUAAAAUGCAAUCCAAAUAAACAGGCAAUGCUUCUUCCAGCAGAGGCCCUUCUUGUUCCCUUUGCAAACAGGUCUGUAAAAGCCAGAGCUUGGGCAGCAGUUAAACAUUUUCCCGUCCCCAAGCCAUUGCCUUGUGGUGACAAUUGUGGAGUUAGCAUAAAUUGGCACAUCACUUCGGAUUACAAACAAGGAUGGGCGGCUCGAAUCACCCUUUUCAACUGGAAAAGAAUCAACUUUGAAAAUUGGUUCACUGCAGUUCAGUUAGAGAAAGCUGGUGGUGGGUAUGAAAAGCUCUACUCUUUCAACGGAACGUUACAAAGAAAGCUCAACAACACAAUCUUCAUCCAAGGCCUACCAGGGUUGAAUUAUUUGAUGGGAGAGAUGAAUGGUUCAAACCCGAAAAUAGAUCCCAAUGUGCCAGGAAAACAGCAAUCUGUCAUUUCCUUUAAAAAGAAGAACAGACCAGUGCUCAAUAUAGCAAAAGGAGAUGGAUUUCCAUCUAGGGUCCUUUUCAAUGGGGAAGAGUGCGCACUUCCUACACGCAUUCCAAUUGGAAAUGGAAACCGAUUCAGUGCAAAUUUGGUGCCACUGCUUCUUUGCACAAUUGUGAGCUUCUUGUUGAUAGAAAUUAUUCUCAAGUGAGGAUUCAGGGUUUUCUUUCUUCCCUUAGUAUCACUCACUCUUCAUUUAUUCGCUAGGAAGGCAGACAG
Molecule: messenger RNA, 2392 nt
Organism: Durio zibethinus
Lineage: Eukaryota; Viridiplantae; Streptophyta; Magnoliopsida; Malvales; Malvaceae
Product: COBRA-like protein 10
Biological process (GO): cellulose microfibril organization
Cellular component (GO): membrane
Source: RefSeq, a predicted model, not a curated record